AUGUGGUUGGAUGUGCUGCAAAAGUUUAAAGCAAAUGGCUUCAACACAAUUAGUGUCUACUUCUUCUGGAGUUAUCAUUCUGCUUCCAGGGAAGCAUAUGAUUUUGAAAGUGGAGCACAUAACAUACAGCGUCUUUUCGAUAUGGCCAAGGAGACAGGACUAUGGGUAAUUGCCCGACCGGGUCCUUAUGUCAAUGCCCAAACCAAUGCAGGUGGCUUAGCUCUAUGGGGCUCCGAUGGCUCCAUGGGAAAGCUGCGGACGUCAGAUGAGGCCUACCAUGAAGCAUGGCUUCCAUAUAUGAGGAGAGUCGGACAAAUCAUUGCAGCGAACCAGAUCACAAAAAGUGGUCCCGUCAUACUCUUCCAGGUGGAAAAUGAGCUACGAGAGACUAGGCAUGAACCCAACAAUACUCUUGUUAUGUAUAUGGAACAGCUUGAAUCAGUUAUUAGGGAGGUGGGAAUAACGGUUCCUACGACUCACAACGAUCAAAACACGAAAUAUAUAUUCUGGUCAAGGAAUUACGAAAACGUUGGUGGCGCAGUUGACAUUUAUGGCUAUGACGACUACCCUGCAGGAUUCCUUGUUGGGAACAAAUGUGAUGGAGCGACUGGCUUUGAUGUAGUUCGGACUUACUAUCAGCGGUUCAUGAAUUAUGCAUGGUCUGGUCCAAUAUACCUCGCUGAGUUUGAGGGCGGACGUACUUUGACUUGGGGUGCACCGCAAAACUAUGAUGAUUGUCGAAGCGAGCACAGUACCACCUUUGUGGACAUCUACUAUAAGAACAACAUUGGCCAGCGCGUGACGCUACAAAGCAUAUACGAAGGCUAUGGAGGGACUAAUUGGGGCCAUUCUGCUUGCCCGGUGGCGUAUACCAGCAAUGACUAUAUGACCCCCCUCCGAGAAACUCGCGAGCAAUGGGCCAAGCUCUGGCAAACGAAGUUGAUACAACUCUUCUCAGGAUCAGCACCUGAUUUGCUCAAAACGAAUAUGCAUGGGAAUGGGUCGGGUUACAGUCUCUCAACACCCGAUGCUUAUAGCUGGGUCCUGAAGAACCCAGAUACCCAGGCAACCUUCACUGUGCUGCAGCAGAAUGAAACUCCAUCAACCGCUAUCAUCACCUUUUCAGCCUACUUGAACACCAGCCUUGGCAAUGUGACUGUUCCAGGUAUCCAGCUUGAAGGGCGCCAGAGCAAGAUUCUAGUUACAGACUAUAAGUUUGGUAACCAACUUCUGCUGUAUUCGUCAGCAGAUGUACUUACAAAUGCCGUCUUGCCUGGUCACGACGUUCUAACUCUGUAUCUGUGGGAAGGACAAACGGGCGAGUUUGCUUUAAGAACAUUGAAGAACUUGACGUUCGAGGUCUACGGCUCGUCUACCGUAUUGUCGACGCUUCAUCAUGGAUACCAGAAGAUUAGGUACACACAAUCGGCCGAUUCUACUGUCCUUCGUUUUUCAAAUGGGGUCAUUGUCUUAUUGCUUGAUCAACCUACCGCAUGGCAUUUCUGGGCUCCGUCAACAUCAAAGUACCCUUCUCCUAAGCCAGACCAGAAGCUUUUCAUUCUCGGCCCGUACCUAGUCAGGUCUGCAUCAGUCAAUAACGAAGUGCUUCAAGUGUCCGGAGACAACAACGGAACCACAACUUUGGAGGGUUUCAUCGGCAACGUGACCAUCAAGGCAAUCGAAUGGAACGGCCAGCUGCUCACAGCAACCAAGACGCCCUAUGGCUCCUACACAGCCCAAAUACCCGGUACAGAAAACCGAUCAGUAACACUCCCACCUUUGAAUCACUGGCACUCAGCAGAAUCCCUCCCUGAAAUCCAGCCAGAUUUUGACGACUCCAGAUGGACGGUCGCGAACAAGAAUAGUACUCUCAGCCCACAAGACCCUCUUACCCUGCCAGUUCUUUUCAGCUCCGACUAUGGUUACUACGCCGGCGCUAAAAUAUACCGUGGCUACUUUGACGGCAUUGACUACUCUGCAGUUAACAUCACUGCCGCUGGAGGUCUUGCUUUUGGGUGGAACGCAUGGCUGAACGGGUAUCUCAUUGGGGGCCACCCUGGCGAUCCCGAUCUAUCAGCCACAAAUUUGACUCUAACGCUUCCAGCGUCCCAUCUCAAGACGAGGAACAAUGUCAUCACAGUCUUAGUUGACUACCAUGGCCACGAUGAAACUAACAUCCUUAACGGUGCUGGGAAUCCUAGGGGCCUUCUCGGCGCGUAUCUCCUUCCAGGAGGUACACGAACAGCAACCGGGUUCAAACUAUGGAAGAUUCAAGGUAAUGCUGGCGGUUCGAAGAAUGUCGACCCAGCUCGUGGACCCAUGAAUGAGGGUGGCCUCUAUGCUGAACGACUAGGCUGGUUCCUCCCUGGCUUUCCGGCUUCAGAUGACAAGGAGUUCAAGAGUACUUCCAGUCCGCUAGACGGCAUCUCAGGAUCGGGUGUCCGCUUCUAUGUCACCACUUUUGACCUUGAUAUCGACAGUGAUCUAGAUGCACCCAUUGGUAUUUCUCUCUCAGCACCAAAUGGCACCAUAGCACGUGUAAUGCUUUGGGUCAAUGGGUAUCAAUACGGAAAAUACGUCCCUCACAUUGGUCCGCAGACGACGUUUCCUAUCCCUCCAGGAAUCAUUAACAACCGGGGUCAGAAUACAUUAGCCUUGAGUGUGUGGGCGCAAACAGAUGCCGGUGCAAAGCUCGACACUGUAGAGCUCUUCACUUACGGGUUGUAUCAGACAGAUUUUCAGUUUGAUCGGGACUGGAGCUAUCUACAGCCGAGGUGGAAGGAUAGAAGCAUGUACUCUUAG
Messenger RNA from Aspergillus piperis CBS 112811, 2802 nucleotides. Its product is annotated as glycoside hydrolase family 35 protein. Gene Ontology annotation, biological process: carbohydrate metabolic process. The record is from RefSeq and is a predicted model, not a curated record. Gene Ontology annotation, cellular component: vacuole. The transcript is spliced from 10 exons. NCBI's taxonomy places the organism in Eukaryota, Fungi, Ascomycota, Eurotiomycetes, Eurotiales, Aspergillaceae. Gene Ontology annotation, molecular function: beta-galactosidase activity. Bases 1 to 2802 code for a protein of 933 amino acids.